Molecule: messenger RNA, 2083 nt
Organism: Hypomesus transpacificus
Lineage: Eukaryota; Metazoa; Chordata; Actinopteri; Osmeriformes; Osmeridae
Gene: irf4a
Product: interferon regulatory factor 4a
Exons: 9
Coding region: 414-1850 (478 amino acids)
Biological process (GO): regulation of transcription by RNA polymerase II; immune system process
Cellular component (GO): nucleus
Molecular function (GO): RNA polymerase II cis-regulatory region sequence-specific DNA binding; protein binding; DNA-binding transcription factor activity, RNA polymerase II-specific
Source: RefSeq, a predicted model, not a curated record
ACGUUAUCCAUAUUAGCGUACUUUAAAACAAAACUUAAUUUUAACGAUUAAUACGUGUAUUGUUGAACUUUGAUGGCAACAGACGACAAUACGAUCAGUGGAAUAAAUGACAAGUUUAGGGAGAUUUUGUUUAAAAUUAUUCGCAGGUAAUUGUUCCAUUCUACUCCGGUGUUUGCGUCCUGUAUUGCCGCUCUGGAGGGAUUCCCCAUCUGCUUACUGUAGGCUACUAAAUGCAGCCUACCCGAUAAGCUUCAAAGAAAUGGAACACGGUCGCUUCGCGCGUAUCCCUUCUUUGAGAGAUGAUGUUACGCAGAAGCCCCUCCCGCCCAGGCAAAUCAAGAUAGAUAUUUAAGAGUAGGACACCCCAAAACGUUUCUGAAAACUGUUAGACUGAUUUCAUCAAAGGAACUCCCAUGGUCAAAGAUAUGAAUGUAGAGGAGGACAGCAACCUGUCUGUCAGUUGCGGCAACGGGAAGCUUAGACAGUGGCUGAUCGAUCAGAUUGACAGCAACGGGUACCCCGGAUUGGUUUGGGAGAAUGACGAAAAAACCAUUUUCAGGAUUCCCUGGAAACAUGCGGGAAAACAAGACUACAAUCGAGAUGAGGAUGCCGCGCUCUUCAAGGCUUGGGCACUUUUCAAGGGUAAAUACAGGGAAGGGGUAGACAAACCAGAUCCUCCUACGUGGAAGACAAGACUAAGGUGUGCCCUCAACAAAAGUAAUGACUUUGACGAGCUGGUGGACAAGAGCCAACUGGAUAUUUCAGACCCCUACAAGGUUUACAGAAUCAUUCCUGAGGGAGCAAAAAGAGGGAUGAAAAUGGGCAAUGUGGAGGAUUCAAUGUCACACACAAACUCUUUAAGCUACACGCUUCCUCCAUACGCCUCUCCGCAGAACCAGGUACCCGGCUACAUGCCCUUCCAGGACAGGAAGGACUGGAGAGAGUACCCCCCCGAGCAUCCUCCCCUUCCUCCCCCCCCUCCUCCUCCCCCCCCCCCCCCUCCUCCCCACCAGCCCUCGCACGGAGAGCUUCAGUUCGGCCAGUGCCACUACCCUCCUCUAGGCAGACCCUGGCCCUCUGACAAUGGGUACCAGAUCACAGGCUCCUUCUACUCCUACACCCCCACUGAGUCCCACGCCACAUCGUACACCGUGGAGCACAGCAAUGCCAUUUCUGACUGCGGCCUGCAUGUGUCUCUGUUCUACCGCGAGUUCCUGGUGAAGGAGGUCACCACCACCAGCCCUGGCGGCUGCCGCAUCACCUCCUCCCCCCCCUCCACCAACUCCUCCUCCUCUUCCAGCCCCUCCUCCCCCUCGUCCCCCCUACCCGGGGCAGAGGAGCGGCCGGGCGGCGCCGAGACCAUCCUCUUCCCCUCGCCCUACCCCCAGUCCCAGCGCAGGGGGGCGGACAAGCUGACCAACGUGCUGGAGCGCGGCGUGCUGCUGUGGAUGGCGGCCGACGGGCUGUACGGCAGGCGGCUGUGCCAGGGUCGCGUGUACUGGGAGGGCCCGCUGGCCCCGCACACAGACAAGCCCAACAAGCUGGAGAAGGAGCAGACCUGCAAGCUGUUUGACACGCAGCUGUUCCUCAACGAGCUCCAGGGCUAUAUUCACCACGGUCGUCCCAUGCCCAGACACCAGGUGGUGCUGUGUUUCGGAGACGAGUACCCAGACCCCCAGCGCCAGAGGAAGAUGAUCACAGCUCAGGUGGAGCCCAUGUUUGCCAAGAAGCUGGUGUACUACUCCCAGCAGAGUAGCGGGGCGUACCUGCGGGGCUAUGAUCUCCAGAGCCAGGAGCCCUCUCCUCCAGGGGACUACCAGAGGAACCUGCAACACAGCCUGGACUUAUGACCACACACACACACCUUUACACACCUUCACACACCCACACACACACCAUGGUCUGUGUUGGGUAUGACAUGUAUGUCGGCUAAUUCGCCAAUGUGGCUAAACAACUAUUGCGGAGCAUUAGCUUGAUAGAUGGAUCAGAGCACAGAUGGUUAUGUACAGAUUUGUAUUUCCGAUAUUUUGUAACUUCUUUUUCUUUUAUUUGAAUAAAGAUAUAUAAUAUUUUGCUUUUAAAA